AAUACGCCGGGUUGUCAAACAGUAAAGUUUCUCUGGACCCUGCGUGCAAAGUGUCAGCUGAAGACAAACUGGGAAAAGCCUUUGACCAUCUGAAAAUUGGGGCAGCAGUUAAAAACAAAUCAAUCAACAACACUAAGGUGGAAAACUGGUCUGCAUCUGCGCCGAGGACUCGACAGAACCGCCUGGAAAUCCGAGAUAACACAAGGGAAUAAAACAGAAACGCAGGAGUACAAGGCAAGCUCGGGCAUCAGUAACAAUAGUUGGGACCUGAACCUGGACCUGGGACCAUUGUUGAAUAUUGGCGACGACAAAAGAAACCAAGCCUGCAACCUGCUGCCCUCGCCUUCAAGCAUCAUCUUGAUCACUUUGCCCCCACGACGGCGCUAACCCGGUGCAGCCAUGCAUCUAGAAGUUAAGGUCGCCCUCAACUUCAUUGUGUCCUACCUGUACAACAAGCUGCCUCGGCGUCGAGCCGACCUGUUCGGCGAGGAGCUGGAGAGGAUACUGGUCUCUCGUUUUGAGGGUCACUGGUACCCUGAAGCCCCUCUCAGGGGUUCUGCUUUCCGCUGCAUUCACCUGGGAGCGCCGAGGGACCCUGUGGUGGAGUUGGCCGCCAAGAGAAGCGGACUGGACACGGAGGAAGUGCGUGCAAAUGUUCCUGCAGAGCUCAGUGUGUGGAUUGACCCUUACGAGGUUUCCUACCAGAUUGGAGAGAAGGGGGCAGUGAAGGUUCUCUACCUGGAGGACCCUCCAGGCCUCGGUUGUGACAGCGAGAGGGCUGAGGGGGUGAUCAGAGAGGGUAAAGGAGAUCCCGAGGCGGAGGAAGCCAAGAGUCUGGGCUUCAAUCCUGAUGCUCAGGUGUUUGUACCAAUUGGAAGCCAGGCAUCUCCUGCCCUCAUGCCGUCGCUCUCUAGCUCCCCCACACCUCUGUCUGCCCAGUCCUGCUCCGGGCUCUUCAGCUACCCCAGCUCCAGCACACCCACCGACCCUGCUGCCCACUCCUCCAACACCUCUACCCCUUCUCCUCCCAGCGGCGGGUUGCCCUACCUCUCCACUCAGCAGCCACCCUCUGCUCUUCCCACCGCCCGUCCUCAGCCCAUCACCUUCACCACAGCCAGCUUUGCCGCCACCAAAUUCGGCUCGACCAAGAUGAAGAAGUGCAGCGGUGCUGGGUCGGCAGCUAGCACCGCAGUCGUCAUCCCACCUGCCCAGAGGAUGCUCUCCCGCUCUCCUACCACCAUCUCUGCACCAGAGCUGCUCAAGCACAAGCCCCUGUCCCUCUCCUUGCACUCCCUCGGGGGUCCCAUCGCCAGCCAGCUCUCUCCCAACGCCAAAGAGUUUGUCUAUCCAGGAUCCCCAGGCCCCCUUUACUUCGACGCCGACACCCAGCCCAUGCAGCCUCACGCCAGCCCAUUCCAACCCCCGCAUGCUGUUAACACCCACCCUUCCUUUGACCCCUUCUCCAGCCCUCCUCCUGCCCAGAACGUGGGCAUCAUUGGCAGCAACGGAGGAAUCCCCUACAUGGAGAAGCCACCGUUUGUCGAGGGUUUGGGAAGCUACAACCUGCAAUAUCCUAGCCAGUCCUUCCAGCCUGUUGUGCUGGCCAACUAAGCCUUCAUUUGUAAUGAUAAGAUUUGUUGGAGAAGAUGGGUGCAGGACAAUUAUACUCCAGAUAUUUUCAGUUUUUCUAACAAAUUGUUCUAAUACUAAUACAAGUUAAGAAUUAGUUUUACUACAAAGAUUUAAAAUUCCACAUCCACUGAACAGUUCAUGUGAUUUGUUUUGUUCCUCCACGACCUCCAACUCCACCCUGCCCGUUUGUCCGUUGCUGUUACUCAUGUUCUGCGUUUUGGCUUUGAUGGCAGGAGUUUAUGGCGGGGAGGGGGAGUUCCUUUCUACCUUGAGUCAUUGCCAAUCUCUUUAUGUUUCUGAUUUUGCAUUGAAUGUUAAUGUGAGGGACUUUAUUAUGUUUUUUUUGUUGUUGUUGUUGUUGACUUGUAGUUUAAUGGACCCGGCUCUAGUAUAGCUCCAUUUUGCACUGCACUGUCAUGCUGUGAAAAAGGACCUAGCCAAGUCCUGCAGGGAACGACGGCUGUGGAAAGCUCAGCACUUUGCUCUGCAAUCUGCUCUGCCCUACUUGCCACAAAUACAGAGAGGGGGGCUCUGCUGUCUCCGUGUGCGUGUAGUCCUGUUCUGUUUUGUUGUGGCUCAGCAUGAUCGAGAGACUCAUUGUUUGUACGGUGGGCCCCCGUUACCCUUGAAAUGCGCUCGUGCACAGGCACAAUUUGACUCUGUUGUUGUCACCGGGUGUAUAUUGGAAGCAGUUUAUCGUGAGCUGGAAUGUGUACAUGACAUGGGUUUAAAUGAAACGAGAGCAGCGGAGGGAGCAGGAAGGGGAGCAUGGGGGUGUUGAGGGAGCGAUGUAGUAGAAUGUAUUGUACCUGUCAGGGGAAAACUGCAGCCGGGAAGGUCGGGGAAACCUUGGUGAACGAGAGAAGCAAAUCAAUCUUUGCAUUCGAACACGAUAACCCCAUGUGCUGAUCCCUCAAUUAUACACAUGGGUGAUGCAAGUUAUGCUUUCAUACGUUAGAUGAUGCACAAUUCCAGUCAGCAGAGUGUGUGUGUGAAGGUGAACAGGCAGAGAAGGAGGUGAGGGGGAGGGGAUGCAGCAGUUAAGCAGUAAGGAUUGUGAUAAAUGGCUUAGCAUGACUUUGACUAUGAAGGAGAGGUUUUCCUCUGCAUGGAGAGGAGAGCAGAGCAGGCGAUGGUAGAGGAGGGAAUACUGAAGGGAGGGAGAGAAGCAGCCAGAGGGUUCUGUUGCCUCGGUGGCGUCCAGGCUGUAUUGGCUUAGAGAGCGACACUUUAAAACCCAGAGCACGUUUCUGGUGAGCUUAAAUGGUAUUGAAACGCUCACACUAUUCUCUGCCUCCUCUUGAAAUUCUUCAGUGAUCUCUGGCUGUUGACAAAGAAAAAAGCAGAAUAUACAUAGUGUGCAGUUCAGACUGUCUUGUUUUCCCAGUUGCAGUGGCAUGGUCAAAGAUGAAUGUUCUUUACUGGUGUGUGGCUUGUGUCGUUUUAUUUGAUGGCUUGUCAGAUCUCUGGAAGUCCGCCGUUUCUAACUAUGGUUUGUUUAUCAGCCGGGUCCAUGUGAUUGUUGGUUAGUCACUACAGGGAAGGGUAACCCCCAGAUGUCCAUUUGAGCUGUCCAGCACUUUAUUACUGGGCUCCUGAUGCUGUGUGUCGCCCACAGACAUGAGCGCUAAACCAUUCCUUUGCCCUCUGUUUGGUAAUAUGGCACAUUUUAUUCAGCUGUUCGUGAAAUGCUUUAGAGAUUCAAACGGGAGCUUAAUUUGUAUUCUGAUGCAUCGCGCUGGUGAGGAGAUGCUGUCCGUCUUGUCCAUUUUUAUUUGAAUGUUUUCUAGACUUGUACCCAUAAGUGUUUUUGUAUGAGAUGAAACAAGGACCCUUGACUUGUGCUCACGCUGGUUUUGCAAUGUGACAGCUUGUCAUACGCAUGCAAGUUUAUUUCUUUUUUUUGUUUGUUUCCUUUUUCAAGGGAAGGGGUGGGGAGGUACACAUCUCUGUAAAUGUUACGAUUGUGAAGGGAAAGAUGCAUUUAUAAUUUUUGUUUUGUAAUUUAUUUCCAAUAUUUCUAUAUUUUUGUUUUUGCAAAUGAUCACUUACAUUUGUAUGAGUAAGACAUGACAAGUCCAGGAAUAUGUAUAUAUAAAAAGUUCUUAUGUUCAGAUUCUUUGUUUAGUUUCUUACAUGCUGAGGUUAUUUUUUCAGAAAAUAACAUGAAUAUAUGCAAACUGAGUCAAAAAUAAAGAUGUACAGAAUAAAGUAUUGAAUGUGUAUUGUACCUUGUACAGCAUUUGUCUAAUAAGACGGGUAAAUGUAUUCAUUCUUCAAGUUGGAUUUGGAGUUAAAGAUGUGAAUGUUUACAGUGGGUUUGUGUAGGAAAAGAUGGCUGAUCACUUUCUCUGUGCUCCCAGGGCAGUCUGACAACACUACUCCCAUAGGCAGUACAUUUAAAACCAAAAAUCUCCACUUUUCAGAUUCAUUUGAGUGCAAUCUUCCCUUUUUUAUGUGACCUUCACUUCAUAUUGUGGCUACCAAGCUUCUUAUUUUCCUGAAAAAUGAUCCGUCACUGAUUUUUCUUUUCUAAACAAACUACUACAGUACCCUAAACCCAGAUAUAUUCAGAUUUAUAUAAACAAAAUAUCUUUUAACCUUUCUCAUUAUAUUUCCCAUCAAAUUUAACCUUUUCUAAUCUGGGUUAUCUUCUCCCGCAUCAGCCUUUGGUCCUGAUACUAUAGCCAUAUCCCUGACUGUCUUUGCUUACACAGAUGCUCACCCGUCUCCAGUGCAAUUUAAUGCCAUAAUUAAAAAAAAUUACCCUGAAGGAUUCAAGGGGUUACUACCUCUCUGCACCCUGGAAAAAACAAAUCCAAUAUAUCUCCUCAAAAGGAAGACAGUGUUAACGGCAGGUUUGGAAGGAUGAAGGAAAUGAAUGUGCUGUGAAUGUGAUUCUGAUCUGUUGUUGGUCAACCCUGUUUGAGAAGGCCUGCAGAGAAUAAAUAGAGGGGGGGUGGACUGCUCGUUUUACUUUGUGUUUAAAAAGUCUGAGAUUUAUUUAUUUUUUUUAGUCACAUGCAUGUUCAAAAUGUCCAUGAGACUCCUUUUUUUCCCCCCCACAAUUGUCAGAUUAUUCAGCGCAAACGAGGUGUUUUUAAGAUUUCCUCUGCAUUCAAAUCAGGCUCUUGAAGUGAGAGAUCUGAGGAAUGAUGAUCGUAAAAGCCGCCCCCCCCUUCCCUCCCUCACCACCCUUGCAUUUUUAAGAAUGAACGCCGGUUUUGUGUUUCACAUUUAAAGAACAGAUUAGUGUUUCAAAUGCACCACAAAUCAACUCUUACGCAGGCUAUUCUACAAUCAGGGUUGAACAUUAAUGAAGAGGAAAAACAAGAAUUUUGUAUUCUGAUGUCCUUUUGCUUAUAUCAAUGUGUGCGUUUUAUUUUGCACUUUGGGAUAUUUCAUUGUCAUAAAAGAAGUUUAUUUUCUAUGUAAAAUUUAACAUUUAAGAGUAAAAAUAGAUAUAAUUAAAAGUUCAGAUGAUGUAUAAAUAUAGUGCUUUCUUUCCUGCCUGUAUUUUAUUAUUUUUCCUAUUUUGUAUCUGAUCUGUACACCCUGUAGAUGUGUAAUGAAUCUUUCACUACUGAAAUGCAAUGACCUGUUUUCUGUGCUGCCCCUCGGGAAUGGGGAGUUACUACUGCAGUUUCUUAUUGUAUCAGAUUCUUUUUUAAGUUUGUAAUAAAAAAACAGAUUGGCAAAAAUAAGCAUGGAAAAUAA
This is a messenger RNA of Larimichthys crocea (large yellow croaker), 5349 nucleotides long. RefSeq names its product transducer of ERBB2, 2 (gene tob2). Gene Ontology annotation, biological process: regulation of gene expression. Gene Ontology annotation, cellular component: nucleus; cytoplasm. The coding region runs from base 400 to 1611 and encodes 403 amino acids. Gene Ontology annotation, molecular function: transcription corepressor activity. NCBI's taxonomy places the organism in Eukaryota, Metazoa, Chordata, Actinopteri, Sciaenidae. The record is from RefSeq and is a predicted model, not a curated record. The transcript is spliced from 3 exons.